Hypanus sabinus (Atlantic stingray) is the source of this 1470-nucleotide messenger RNA. Its product is annotated as late histone H2A.2.2-like. The transcript has 2 exons. The coding region runs from base 715 to 1110 and encodes 131 amino acids. Gene Ontology annotation, cellular component: nucleosome. Gene Ontology annotation, molecular function: structural constituent of chromatin; DNA binding; protein heterodimerization activity. The record is from RefSeq and is a predicted model, not a curated record. Lineage: Eukaryota; Metazoa; Chordata; Chondrichthyes; Myliobatiformes; Dasyatidae.
AGCUGGGUAACUCCUGAAUCUCAUUUCAACUCGAGCCUGAAAGACCCCAUGACUCUUUCAUAUGGAGAAGUGUCGGCAGUCCUUCUCUUUUAGAUGCUGCCUGGCCUGCUGGGUUCCACCAGCAUUUUGUGUGUUGUUUGAAUUUGCCGCAUCUACAGAUUUCCUCGUGAUGGCUCUUUCAUAUUAUAACUUUAUAAAAUUGCAGACUAGACGCUGGUCAAAGUUUGAGAAGAGCCGUUUUCCAUAACCUGAUAACGUUCACACAGUGACCGACCGCGGGCAGAAGCUGAGGGUCAGUUUUAUUCGGUUCCGUUACGGGUUGAAAGAAAUUAGAGAACUGAGUUCCCAGACACUCCAAUAUCAACUACACUUAAAUCAAAUAUGCCUGGUUUCAGUAACAGAGGGUAACCGAUCUGCAAUUAUUUAACUGGAAAUUAAAUUUGAACAAUAGAUUUAUUUUUGGCGGGCUUUUUUCCAGAUUUCAGUACAUUUUGGGGAGGAGACGGUUAUUUUCCGCGCUUCUACUUUUACGGACUGCUGAUUGGCGAUUAAGGCAGUUCUUCGAUUGGGACAUUUGUCUUCACCAAUGAGAAUAAGCAGGAUCACACCAAUCACAAACAUCACUUUGCAUUCUCAAAGAGGGUAUAAAAAGGGCAAGUUGGAGCGGGGUGAACAUUCCUUCAUUCUCGCUGGAGUAGGACUGUGACUGUAGAAAUGUCUGGACGUGGAAAAGGCGGCGCUGGCAAAGCUCGGUCCAAGGCCAAAUCUCGUUCGUCUCGGGCUGGACUGCAGUUCCCGGUCGGCCGGGUUCACAGACUCCUGAGAAAGGGCAACUAUGCCGAGCGGGUGGGUGCCGGAGCCCCGGUCUAUCUGGCUGCUGUGCUCGAGUAUCUGACGGCCGAAAUCCUCGAAUUGGCCGGCAACGCGGCCCGGGACAAUAAGAAGACCCGCAUCAUCCCCCGGCACCUGCAGCUGGCCGUCCGCAACGACGAGGAGCUGAACAAGCUGCUGGGAGGGGUGACUAUCGCUCAGGGCGGUGUGUUACCCAACAUCCAGGCCGUCCUGUUGCCCAAGAAAACCGGCGCUGCCAAGAAUCAGCGGGUUCACUAGGCGCAGAGUCAUGAAAUGAACUUCCGGAGUCAGCCCCGGGAGGGAGAGUUUAAUCUCCGAUCACUGAACGACUCCGCUCUUCAUCACCUGGAACCGCGUUGUCUGGGCUCCACAUUGCGGGUUGACCCCGGGCCGUUCCGGCGUGCAGAAUGCGGGAACAUCGCCUGUUCGUUGCUUCAUGAGCGAUUCCCAUCGCCUCACAGAAAAAUAACAUUUGCAUUUUACAUUUCAGAAUCAAGUUUAUUAUCACCGGCAUGUGACAUGAAAUUUGUUAACUCAGCCGCAGCAGUUCAAUGUCAUACAUAAUCUAGAAGAUAAUUAUUAAUUAAAAUGAAACCUAAUAAAGAAACAAGUAAAUCA